Messenger RNA from Tetrahymena thermophila SB210, 2517 nucleotides. RefSeq lists its product as hypothetical. NCBI's taxonomy places the organism in Eukaryota, Ciliophora, Oligohymenophorea, Hymenostomatida, Tetrahymenidae. The record is from RefSeq and is a predicted model, not a curated record. The transcript has 3 exons.
AUGAAAAAAAUUGAAUUUUUGCUUCCUAUAGGAUUGCUAUUUUUACUUACUUAAGUUUAGUCAAAAAAUAUGAUUGAUAACUGCUCAUUUCCCUUUAUUGUGUAUUAAAAUCCAUAGAAUACUCAGCUUUAGAUGAUCUGCUAAGAAUGCAAGUUUGGAUAUAUUGUAGAUUAUGAUUUUAAAUCAUGCAUUGAGGCUUCAAUUUUACCUAUGCCUUUAUAUUCUUAUUGUAAAAGACUAGAUAGAAACAGAGAGUGUGAUGAAGCUUAUACAACUAUUUAAAUAGAUCAUAAUGAGUUAUUUGUCACAGAAAAUCCAUUACAGUAUGAUCCGAGAUGCUCUAAGAUCGAUACAGUUAACAAGAUAUGUAUAUCUCCUAGAUUUCCUUAUACUCUAGAUAUUUCAUAGGACUUAAUAUUCCACUUUCCAGAUAGAUUUUGCAAAAUUACCAAUGGUUAAACGUGCAUCCAAAAUUAUGAGCUAUUCUAUAAAUCAAAGAAAUAUAAUACAUACUAUGGCCUCUUUAACUUAAUCAACCCAAAUAAGAUUACCAAUGAUGCAAUUUACGAUACAGAUAUUUAAUGUAUGCAAAAUUUUGCUUUUAAGGAUUCUAUUGGCUGCAUUCCCAUAAACUUUUAAUGUCUCAAAAAUAAUGGUAUUACAUGCACUUGCUCAGAUGGUGAAGCGAUAGAUUCUACAGGAUCUGCAUGUACUUAUUUCUAAAAUUGUUUAACUUUUGGAUAUGCUGGAUUGUUUUAAUUUUGUAUGUAAUGCCAAAGUGGGUAUUUUAAUUCUUAAGGAUUAUGUACAUAAUCACCAUCUCAAAAUACAGCAGGUUCUUCGUCUACGAGCACAGACGCAGUAGGAAAUAUAUAUAUAUAAUUACCGUUAUGUAAUAUAGGAUAUUAACUAGAUUAUAAGACUUUUAGUAUGUUAAAAAAUUCAAUAACUAAUUUUAUAAAGCUUUAAAUUAUCUAAACUUCAAUUCCAAUCAAUAUUGAGUAUAAUGAUCCUAUUUAUCUUUUGCUUUUAUCGUUUGCUAUUGACUUUGCUUAAGAUUAAUCUUAUUCUUAUUAUUUUAAUUAAUUAAUUUCCCCCUUAACCCCCUAAAAUUAAUUUGGAUGCAUGAAUAUUCUUAAUUAAAUAUAAGGAUGUACCUAAUACAUGUCUAACUUAUGCUUUAAAUGUGAAAGAAAAGGUGUAUAUUAUGUUUAAACACAAUAACCUCAGGGAACAUAAUUAUUUUAAACAUAUUAAAGCUUCUGUGGAUAAUCAGAAGACUUAGGCAUACCUAAUUGUAGAGUAAUAGCAGAAAAUAAGUGUAUAGUUUGCAAUGAUUAAUAUUUUCUGUUAUAAAAUGAAUGUAUCAAAGGUUAAACGCCAUAUUGUAUAAUUUAUGAUACUUAAGAAAACUGUUUAUUAUGUUAAUAAUAAUAUAUUAUGCAAUAAGGUAAAUGCUAUCCUAUACCUAUGAUAAAAAAUUGUUUGAUUUAUUCCUAUUAAAAUCCAACUUAUUGUUACUAAUGUAUAUAAAAUUAUAUUCUAUUUUAAUAUAAUGGUUAUGAUAAUACAGGUGCUUAAUGCAUAAAAAAUGACUAUUCUUUAGAAUACUAUCCAUGCGUAGGUUAAAGUUAAGACCGUUAUUGCUCAUAAUGUGGUUUGGGAUCUUCACGAGAAAUCAAUACUUAAUAAUGUUAUCCUGUUUAUUAUGAAUAUUUUUGUUUAUAGUUAAAAGGUCCAAAUAAAUGUUUACAGUGUUAGAAUAAUUAUAUUUUAGUAAAUGGGAUAUGUUACUAUUAAUUUUAUAAAUCUGGUGAUACUACUUCUAUUUCUUUUUAAAUAUAUUAUUAAUAUUAAGUUUAAUUAGGAUCAGAGACAGGCAUAAGUGGAUCUCCUUAUACUUGUGAUAGUUCUACACUCUAAAAUAAAAAUUGCUAAUAUUUAAAUUAGCAAGGAUAUUAUUUGAAUUAGUUAUUUACAUAGAGAUAAUGCUACAUCUAACAAUAAGGUUUGAAGUGUAAUAAAUGCUUUAAAAAUAUAUGUUUGGAUAAAUAAUACAGUUGCAAAUAAGGCUAUGGAUGGAGUUAGACUUUCCAAAAAUGUCUUCCAUAAUGUCUAAAUGGCAUGUUAUAAAUAAAAUAAUAAUAAUGUAAUUAUAGACGUUUAUGCAAUAAAUCUGCUAUAUAUACUACUACUGGAAUAUCUUAUUAAUGCUCAGAUUGUAGUAUAGUUACUGAUAUUAAAAAUUGUUAAUAAGAAAAUGAUUGUGAAAUAAAUGAAAUAUAUUCAUUUAAAUUUUAAAAAUGUAUGAAGCUCUGUGGUAAUGGAGUUAUAGCUGAUACUUAUUCUGAUUGCAAAUCAUCAAACAUUUGCUAAGAUGGAUUAGACUGGAUUUCUUAAGUUGGAAAAUGUGCUUAUUUAUAAAACAUUAUAGAUUCUAAAAUAUAUGUAAAUUAAACUACUUAAGAGGUAAACGACUAAUAAAAAGACAUUUAUAUUUAGUUACAAAAAAAUUGA